Molecule: messenger RNA, 1893 nt
Organism: Stylonychia lemnae
Lineage: Eukaryota; Ciliophora; Spirotrichea; Sporadotrichida; Oxytrichidae
Source: the annotation of a GenBank genome assembly
AUGAAUACUCAGGGUACUGCUGUAGGAUAGAUAAGUGCUCGCCCUACAACUUCUCUAAAUAAUCCAUCCUAGCUCGCAUAUCAUAGAUUGGUAAAUCAGAUUAGCAAUCAACUGUUGAAUCUAGAGUUUCACAUAACAGGUCAAAAAGAUCUUCUGCUUGAGACGGCUAGCGGACUUAAAGACGAAAGAAUGAGUUCAAAUCACCAUAUAAAUGGGAUCCACAUUUUGAUAAGAGAAUUGCAGAAAGGAAAAUUUUUAAGGAAUAAACGCAAUAUAUGGUCAACUAAAAUCAAAAGAAGUACCUCAUCUAUAAAGAUUGGUACAACGAAUGGAUAGAUUUUCUAUAUGGCGAAAUUGAACAGCCUCCAAAAAAGAUUGAUAAUACUUACCUAGUCAAAUUAAUAAAUGAGGAUGGAAUAAAUUCACUAUAGUGAAAUGUAGAUUAUUACUAACUACCAUUUUAAACAUGAACAAUUAAGAAAGCCUGGAUUAUUGAAGUAAUUGAUGCAUGUGAAAGUUUUAAAUUUAAUGUCAAAUAAUACUAAAGACUAAACUUUAAAUGGAUUUGGAGUUGAGGAAAGAUAAAUAAGUCGACUUUCAAUUAUUAGAGAUCACCUAGACAUAAGCAGCUCGAGUCAAGUAAUGACCAAUAAUAAAUCAUUUGACUAGUCAUUUAAUACUAGCUCAGUCUUGUCAAGCUAGUCAAGAAAAACUAAGUAUAUAAUAUCCUCAACAGUUGAAGAAGAAGUUAUUGGCAAUAGAUCGACUGGUAAUCAAAGUUUUUUGUCAGGUAAUCAUAGAAGAGCAUUGAGUUAAAUGUCAAACAGUAAAAAUAUUCCACCUGGAUUAAUUGGGCUAGAUAAUCAAGGCAAUAAUUGUUAUAUGAAUGCAGUUCUGUAGUGUUGCCUUGCAUUAGAACCAUUUAGAAAUAAAAUUUAAGAAUAAUCCUAUGACUUUGAUCUUACAAAUACACCAUUUUGUUCAGCUUUUUAAAAAGUUAUUUUUAUCAGUGAAAAGAACUAGCUCCGAUCUUGGAUUCUGCCUCAAACUUUAUAAAAAUUGGUCCAUCAGAAAUUUUAACCUAUCCUUUAGCAUGAUGCUCACGAGUUUUUCAUUUUCUUUAUGACUUAGUUGUCUGAAGAGUUAUAGAAACUUAACAAAAAGAAUGAGUAGAAGGAGUAGAUUAUGGAAUUGAAGAAAUAAAAACAGAAUGAGAAUGAUCAUAAUCUGUAAUCUUCUGAAUAUCAUAUUAGAGAUGGUGACUAAUUAAGUGAUACUGAUAAUAUAGUAUUGGAUGAUAUAGAUAUAAGCAUACCAAAUGAAAGAGGGAAUAAUGAGGACGGUGGUGAUAGGUAGGAGACUCAUGAAAAAUGGACUAGUUACAAGGAAAGGAAUAACUCAUUCAUUGAUCAUCUAUUUACAGGAAUGUUUAAGAGUAUAGUCAUUUGUGCUCGAUAUAACUUUAUGAAAGAAGAGAAUCUCUAAAAUUACUUUUGCACUAAAUGCAAAAAGGAAACUAAAUCAGCGACUCUGAAAGUUUAAAUCGCUUAAUUUCCAGAUAUUCUUGUAAUUCAUCUGAAAAGAUUUCAGCAAUUUCCAUUUAUGAAGAAAAUUCGAGGGUUUUAAAGGUAUCCCUUAAAGUUGGAUGUGAGUGACUAUGUCAAUAGUGAUAAAUCAAACGAAAUCAAAUAUCACUAUGAACUAAGUGGAAUAGUAGUACAUUGGGGGACAUUAGAGCAUGGACAUUAUAUAGCGGUUGUAAAAAAGAUAGUAUAGGGGAAGAACAAAUGGUACUAUUGCAAUGAUCGUAAUGUAGGGGAAUGUGAAGAAAAACUAGCCUUAUCACAAGAAGCUUAUCUUCUCGUUUAUUCUAAAGUUAAUAAAUAAUUAUGA